AUGACUACCGGGCAGCCAGCUAAGGGCUACUGGGCUGCCAUCCCGGAACGAAUACAAGAGCUCAUUGCGGCCUCAUUCCACAACCUACCUUUCGCUGUACCGACCAAUUGGCCCAUCGGAAGAUCGAUAUCAACGAACGGAAGAUGGGUUCCAGCUCCCCUUGGCCCUGGAAAGAGGGGCUUUGGAGAAGGCUCCGAAGGUCUUGUCAAUUUGUGGUGCCUCCUAGAUGAGAAUAACGUCGUAGGCGACAGGAUUAUCAUCAAGCAGAUCCACGUCGGCGCUACGCGCUACAACGAUCCUUCGAACUGGACAGACGGCACCGUGGGUGGAGAGCCUAGAGAAUGUGCCAUGGCUAAUGCGGUAUGUGGUGCGCUUCCUGAAAGCCACGCAGAGCACGUACUCGAGUGUUUGGGAUGGGGUGAUUGCAGAGGAGAACCAAGGUGGAGAUACCGCUUGUACUUCGAGUACUGCAACUAUGGAGAUUUGACCACAAUUGUAGAGGCGCAGAGACGGGACACGGUCGCCCCAGGAAGCAAAAGGAAGGCCGAUGAUGACGGAGAUGGUGACGUUUUACUUCCUGAGCCGUUCAUAUGGUAUCUGCUUGAAUCCCUAGCAAAGGCGACCGUGGGUCUGGACAAAGCCGACAUAUUGCAUGGAGAUAUGCAAAUGCGGAAUGUGUUCUUUGGAUCUCCGGAUCCGAAAAGAUUUGGCAUAUACCCGACACCGAAGGUGGCCGACUUUGGAAGCUCGCGUAGGCUCGCAGAUCCAGGAGUUAGGAAUCGUAGCGAUCUGGUACGAAGGGAUGCGUGUUGUGCGUUGUUCGCGCCGCCGGAGUUGUCAAAAAUUAACGAUGGUAUGGAUUGGGAGGUUAGUGAACCAGGCACAACCUUAAGUAAUAAGACCAACGUGUGGCAAAUCGGAAUGCUUAUCGCCUGUUGUAUGCGGCUAUGCACAUAUCUUCCGGAAAUGAACUGGCGAGGUAUGCGUCGAGCAGACUGGGAGGUCGCCGAGAAAGAGCAACUGCGAUUCCGUACAACGUCAAGAGGUAAACACGAGCUGGAACGCGACAAACUGGUUCACGAAAAUUCCAAAUACAGCGAAGAGUUGGUCGAGAUCAUAUUUGAUUGCUUGAAAUUCAAUCCAGUGGAGAGGCCGAAAGCUGAGGAGCUUCUCAGGAGAAUACAGGAAUGUAUGCAAGGUCCAGUGGCUGGCGUUCUUGAUUAUCUGCCAGGUAAAGAUCGAGUCGAUGAUGAUAUACAGCGCCAUAAGCUCCGAACAAUCUCGGAUGGCAAGUACAGAAUAGGCAAGACGUUUUGA
Messenger RNA from Aureobasidium subglaciale EXF-2481, 1317 nucleotides. RefSeq lists its product as uncharacterized. Gene Ontology annotation, molecular function: ATP binding; protein serine/threonine kinase activity. The transcript has 6 exons. The record is from RefSeq and is a predicted model, not a curated record. The coding region runs from base 1 to 1317 and encodes 438 amino acids. Lineage: Eukaryota; Fungi; Ascomycota; Dothideomycetes; Dothideales; Saccotheciaceae. Gene Ontology annotation, biological process: peptidyl-threonine phosphorylation; peptidyl-serine phosphorylation.